AUGUCCAACGUCGAGGUUCCUGAUAACCUGAAGCAGCAGAAGCCUGCUGCACGGGGAGGCCCGCCAUCUGUGUAUUUCCCCCUGGGUUACAAAGAUGCCGCAUAUCAAUGGUGGACAAGCGUCACUCCGACGAUGGCAGAGCACAACGUCCUUUCUCUAGUCCCCUACCUCAAAGAAGCUGCCGACAGCGUCACAUCGACCUCUGCCUCGGCCUCAACCACAGACAGGCCUGAUCCCCACGGAGCCAGAAUAUGGCGCCGCUCACUCGUUCAACUCUCUGGCAAAAAUCGCGCCCUCAACGAAAUCUGCGUUGAAAGACGAGGCGAAGAGGUCGAGGAGACGCUCGUCAUGAUCCACGGAUAUGGCGCCGGCUUGGGCUUUUUCUACAAGAACUUUGAGCCCAUCACCCGCAUGCCUGGCCUCAAGCUCUAUGCUCUCGACAUGCUGGGCAUGGGCAACUCGUCAAGACCGCCUUUUAAGAUCCACGCCAAAGACAAAGAGGAAAAGGUCGAAGAAGCAGAGAAUUGGUUCAUCGAUGCGCUCGAGGAAUGGCGGCAAUCCCGCAAAAUUGAACGCUUCACUCUCCUCGGCCACUCGCUUGGCGGCUACCUCGCCGUUUCCUACGCCAUCAAGUACCCAGGACAUUUGAAGAAGCUCAUCCUCGCAUCCCCCGUUGGGGUUCCCGAGGACCCGUACGCCGUUAACGCAAACCUCCCCGAGCCCGAAGAGUCGACGCUCCAAAGCGAGUUCACUCAGGACCAGCAAUCUGUCACCGAAAGCCGCAAGCCGCCCUCCACACCCCCUAACGGACAAGCAUCAAGUGCCCCCAAGCGCCCUCUGCCAAGCUGGCUCGUCUGGCUCUGGGAUGCAAACAUCUCCCCCUUCAGCAUCGUCCUCAUGGCCGGCCCGUUUGGUCCCCGCUUCGUGUCGGGCUGGAGCUCCCGCCGCUUCAACCAUCUCCCUCCCGAAGAAGCCCAAGCCCUCCACGACUAUUCCUUCUCCAUAUUCAAGCAGAAAGGCAGUGGUGAAUACGCAUUAGCCUACAUCCUCGCGCCUGGCGCAUACGCCCGCCGCCCUGUCAUCAACCGUAUUCAUCAAGUCGGUCGCCAGCCUAUCCCGCAGACAGACAGCAGCAGGGCCCGCAAAGAAACCGGCAUCCCCAUCGUCUUCAUGUACGGCGAAAACGACUGGAUGGACGUGGCAGGUGGCUUGGCAGCAGAAGAGAAGCUCAAGGAGGCCAAGCUCCAUGCGCUGCUCCACGGCACAGACGACGAGAAGCGCAAUGAGAACGGGAGUGUGAAAGUGGUUGUCAUUCCCAAGGCCGGCCACCAUUUGUAUCUUGAUAACCCGGACGAUUUCAACAGGCUGUUGACAGAGGAGAUGGAGGAGACCAAGGCUGCUGAGAAGAAGCGCCUUGUGCUAUAG
Messenger RNA from Metarhizium album ARSEF 1941, 1425 nucleotides. RefSeq lists its product as uncharacterized. Lineage: Eukaryota; Fungi; Ascomycota; Sordariomycetes; Hypocreales; Clavicipitaceae. The coding region runs from base 1 to 1425 and encodes 474 amino acids. Gene Ontology annotation, biological process: cardiolipin acyl-chain remodeling. The transcript is spliced from 2 exons. Gene Ontology annotation, cellular component: mitochondrial inner membrane. Gene Ontology annotation, molecular function: A2-type glycerophospholipase activity. The record is from RefSeq and is a predicted model, not a curated record.